GCAGAGUGGAGUUAACCAAGAAGCUCUCUGCGUGCUUCAAAGAUGUAGCUGAAUACUUACGUCAGAGUCAAUCACUGACUGACGACCAAUUCCAGACAAUCAUUGGCAUCCAAAAUUCUCAAGACGGUGCUGAGAAGCUUAUGGAUAUGAUCAUUGUCGACAUCAAAGAGCCAACAACCACAUUGGAUGCUUUUGCCGACUUAGUGACAGCAAUAAAAAACAGUGGUAACAAACACUUCCAAACGUUUGUCAAGGAAGUAAUUGAAUCGAAACGAAAAGAGUUCUAUAGGGAAUUGCUCACAGUUCCACCAGAUUUUCAGGCAUCUCAGGAAUACGACGUCUUCAUUAGCUACAGCCAUAAGGGUGACAUUAUGCGCACAGUGGACACUCUUAUGUCGCGACUGAAACAAGAAGGCCUCAGCGUGUUUGUGGACCAACAUAGCAUUCAGCCUGGGGACAAAUGGCGAUUUGAGAUUGCCUCCGCCAUCAAAACCUGCAAAGCCUUUGUUUGUGUGCUCACUAAACGCUACAUGAGGUCCGUGUACUGCAAUGGAGAGCUGUAUGAAACAGUAGCUCUUGGUAAACGACUGUUCCCAGUGGUGUGUGAGGAUGGUUGGGGAGAUGUGCCUGGAGGUGCUCCUGUGAUGGAGGUAGUACAAGAGAUUCAGUAUGUCUCACUAGUAGCUGAGGACAGGGAGACGCAACUAGCAAGGCUGGUGCAAAGUAUUAAAGGAGCUGUGACACCUUUAUCACCUGUUCCCGUAGCUCCAGGCUCGUCUGAUCUACCCACUGACCAGGCUGCUUCCACCUCCUCUUUGAUGUCUGGAGAGAUGCUAUCUUCUGAAAUGAAAAAGGUGAAUUCUUGCGACUCUUGUGCUGGACCCGAACGAUGCAAUGGAAAAUUUUGUCCUUGUUUCUAUGCACAAAAAAGUUGCUCUCAAGCCUGUCACUGCAACUUAACCAUUUGUCGAAAUUCAUAUAAUGGCUACCAUAUGCAAGAUACUGCAGCUGCCGCUGGCCCCCCAGCCACUGCCAGUGAGGAGAAUUGAUGCACGUGCAUGGAUGAUGCGGUUCAAGCUUCACAACUCAAGUAAUUAUAAUUAUAGUUGCAACUGUGUAUAUAGUAGAUUUUGUUGACUGAUGCAUGCAUGAGUUGAGCUAAAAAGUUACUGUAUAACGAAAAUGAAUGUACAAGUGUAUAAUUAUUUUA
Molecule: messenger RNA, 1210 nt
Organism: Halichondria panicea
Lineage: Eukaryota; Metazoa; Porifera; Demospongiae; Suberitida; Halichondriidae
Exons: 7
Coding region: 141-1049 (302 amino acids)
Biological process (GO): signal transduction
Source: RefSeq, a predicted model, not a curated record